Molecule: messenger RNA, 678 nt
Organism: Monoraphidium neglectum
Lineage: Eukaryota; Viridiplantae; Chlorophyta; Chlorophyceae; Sphaeropleales; Selenastraceae
Product: chloroplast division site-determinant MinE
Exons: 2
Coding region: 1-678 (225 amino acids)
Biological process (GO): regulation of division septum assembly; cell division
Source: RefSeq, a predicted model, not a curated record
AUGAGGGCCCAGUCUAGCGCAAAUUGCACAACAGUGGCAUCGAGCUGCACGCCCGCCGCGCCCAGGCAGCAGCCGCCCCGCGCCCGCGCCUCACGCCUCACCACUGCCGCCGCCUCGAUCGGCGCGCGCGGCGGCGCCGCCACCGCCGCCGCGCCGCCGGGCGGCCGCCAGCGCGAGCGCACGCUCACGCUGGGGACCGGCGAGCUCACCGCCACCAGCAGCGCCGUCGGCACCAGCAUCAACUACCGCAUACGGCGCGACGGCACGGGGGGCGGCGGCGUGAAGGACUUCCUGGACAAGCUCUGGCUCGUCUGGCAGAUCUUCUUCCCGGAGCGGCAGCCGGACACGACCCCCAAGGACGGCGCGAAGCAGCGGCUGCGCAUGAUCCUCGUCGCGGACCGCUGCGGCCUCAGCCCGUCGGGGCUGAGCGAGAUGAAGAAGAACAUCCUGCGGGCGCUCGAGGAGUUUGUCGACAUCGAGACCGAGGAGGAGAUCGACGUGAGCAUAUCCAUACAGCCGGACCUCGGGACGAUCUACUGCGUCGCCGUGCCCGUCAAGCGCGUGAAGCCCGAGGCACGGAUGGGGCUGGACGGCGGCGCGGACGGCAUGGACGUGUUUGAGUGGGACCCGGAGGACAAGGAGAGCGACCCCUCGUCGCGCUUCCCGAUGGGCUGCUGA